AUGUCAUCCGAUUCCCUUUCUUCUGCCUCUACAACUGAACCGCUUUUUCAUGAACAAGAAUUAUCGUCAAAAGAAAGAUCCUCAUGGAUCUCGUGGAUUAAAACUAGUUUUUCGCCAAUGUUUACAAACCAAUUUCUUAUAAUAUUUUUAUUUGGACAAUUUCUUUCAUUUUGUAUUACCUCCACAAUAGUGGCAACUGCAGAAUUGAAAAUUAAAGCACCUACUGUUCAAAAUUUUUUAACGUAUUUCGUGUUAUUUAUCACUUGUACGCCGAUUACUAUUGAUAAAUACGGGCUUGAGGGAUUUUUAAAAAUGAUGAAAAUCAGGGCUUGGAAAUAUAUUCUAAUUGCUUUUAUGAAUGUUCAAGGAAAUUAUUUAAUUGUAAAAGCUUUUGAAUACACAUCUGCACUUUCUCUCAUGUUACUCGAUGCAUGGACAACACCUAUAGUUGCAGUUUUAUCACUUAUAUUCUUGAAAGUAACAUAUCGCUCAAGUCAAUAUUUGGGUAUUACUAUUUGUAUGAUAGGUUUUGGAAUAGUGAUCUUGGGUGAUUUUGAUAUUGGUAAAAAUAUGAAUAUUGCUAAAGAUCCAAUCAAAGGUGAUAUAUUUGCCAUUAUUGCAGCAACUUGCUACGGUAUAUCAAAUGUAUUUGAAGAGAUUUGCGUAAAGGAAAGACCAUUGCAUGAGGUCAUUGGUCAAAUGGGAUUUUGGGGUACAAUUAUUAGUUGUAUACAAAUUGCAAUUAUUGAAAAUGAUGAAUUUAAUAAUUUAGUAGUGUCUCCAAAAAUGA
Racocetra persica is the source of this 790-nucleotide messenger RNA. The record is from the annotation of a GenBank genome assembly. NCBI's taxonomy places the organism in Eukaryota, Fungi, Glomeromycota, Glomeromycetes, Diversisporales, Gigasporaceae.